Molecule: messenger RNA, 807 nt
Organism: Cutaneotrichosporon cavernicola
Lineage: Eukaryota; Fungi; Basidiomycota; Tremellomycetes; Trichosporonales; Trichosporonaceae
Gene: GLYAT
Exons: 2
Coding region: 1-807 (268 amino acids)
Molecular function (GO): acyltransferase activity, transferring groups other than amino-acyl groups
Source: RefSeq, a predicted model, not a curated record
AUGACCAAGCCACAGCGGUAUCCGCGCGACCCCGUCGCCCUCCUGCCGCUCCUCGAGGCCCUCCUCCCCGCCUCGAUAGCCCUCGUCGGGUCGAUACGCAGUUCGCCGACGCUCGAGAUAUUCGCGACGUUCCCUGCCGACCCGCCAGCCGAGUGGAUGGUGGUCGCAGUCCUACCCGGACCCGUGGGCCAGAUGCGCAUCUUCCACAGCUUUGAAGCCGGCCCUAUCACCAAUGAGGAGAAGGAGCGUGGACAGGCGAUGGUAAACGCCGUCGUUGGGGAGAUGUUGCGCGACCGGCCAGGGUAUAAGCUCGGUGCGGUGCACGAGGCGUGGUCCGAGUCAUUGCGCCUCAACGUCGUCGGUGGGCGAUACCAUACAAUGUGUACGACGUUCCUCGCCCCAAAGAACGCCCAAGUCGAUGCAAGUCGGGCGGAUACGUGUGGCUUAAUCCUAGACGAAGGAAGACCUGGAGACGAGGUUCUGAUCCAAGCAAAGAGCGGAUACCGUACAAGGGAAUGGUACGCCGCGCAGCUGGGGCAUACGUCCGUCCUCCGCCCAACUCCCGAUUCACUGCCCGUUGCGUGGGUCGUCACUGUCGCCGAUGGUGCCAUCGGGGCGCUGUACACCCUCCCCGAGUUUCGGCGACGUGGGCUGGCCAAGGCGGUGCUCGCGCACAGACUGGGCAAGAUGACGGGCCUGCCUGGGUUCUGCCAUGUCGAGGUGACUAAUGGGGCUAGCGAGUCGCUGUGGGAGGGCAUGGGGUGGACGCGGGGCCAUCGGGUGAACUGGAUCUAUGCGGACGACUAG